Messenger RNA from Thecamonas trahens ATCC 50062, 7440 nucleotides. RefSeq lists its product as uncharacterized. The record is from RefSeq and is a predicted model, not a curated record. The coding region runs from base 1 to 7440 and encodes 2479 amino acids. Gene Ontology annotation, molecular function: protein binding. NCBI's taxonomy places the organism in Eukaryota, Apusomonadida, Apusomonadidae. The transcript is spliced from 4 exons.
AUGCCAUCCUUCCUUCUUGUUGCUGGUAUCAUGGCCAUGAUGUUCCUUCUCACCUCGGCACAGAUUUCUCCGUCUCAAUACCUAUUCAAGGCCGCGGGUGAGGACACCUUCUCCACCUUUGCAGACUACGCCUCGUCGCCGCUCCUCUCGCCACAUCGCAUUCGUGCCACAGAUCCCACAGACUCGCCGCCGUCUGGCCCAUAUACCUCCACCAUUUACCUCUCCUGCUCUCGAGUUAUCUACGACUACUUUCAUGUCGAAGUCCCCUUUGCUGCAGAGGGCCUCACCAUCUCCAUCAAUCAGGAGCCCGAGUUUGCCUCCAACCCCAAUAUCACGCAUCUGCCCUGGCGCGCCCUCUUCAGAUGGGACGAGCCGGCAACAUACUACGCCAACGACUUUGAGAUGACAAACUCGUCUAGCUCUUGGGCUUCCGAGUCGCUCACCAUCCCGGCUCCGCGUGGCGGCGUCCUCUUUGGCUUUAUCACCCUCGACACAAACCCGGAUCCGGCCGCAGAUGACGCCUGCUCCUCUGCCUUUGUUCCCGAUCUCUACACCCACCAUCCGCCAUCUGACUCUUGGGCCGCAGGCCGUGUCCGCUUUGACAUCGACGUCGAGAUCGUCUCCUGCCACUUUGCCUCUGACCUCAACCGCUACACCCUCGACUAUACCCAGCCGGCGUUCUCCGCGCGCGGCAUGGGGUCGUCUGGCACUGCAACGGCGUGCGGCAACGGCUUUGUCAAGCUUGAAGAUGGCAAUACUCCGGUACCCAAGUCUGCAGUCUACGCCGGUGGCUCGCCCUCCUCUAGUUUUCUCGGGACCAGUUUAACCUGUGCCUACUUUGACCUCAACGGGCCGCACGCAGCAGUCGAGAUUGGCGUCUCCACCUUUGGUGGCACCAUGCACUCGAACGUCUUUGUCCGCUAUAACGCACUCGCCGUCCCCACCUCUGUCUACGGUGCCUUCCCGGGUGGCGGCUCACACACGUCUGGCCUGCCUUUCGAUGGCUACUUUUCCGCCCUCGACCCCGGUACCGACAAGCUCGUUGUCGAGAACCCGCCCGCUGGCUUUUACACUGUCUGCAUUGAUCGCUCGUCACCUUUCACCUUCAACAUUGAUCUCACCCGCCACCCCAUCACGAGCUCGUCGCCCGGCUCGGUCGGCGACGCCCCCAUCUAUGUUGGCUACCCCUACGAUGACGGUAGCUACGAGACCAAGUAUGUCAUUCCCGAUUUUGCCAACGGCAUCCACUUUGGCGCCACACACACCCUAGACGGUGUUGAGCUUCGCGAUGGGUCAGAUGCCAUGGACAUCGCCGUCUUUGCUCUCCGUUUCCCAGGCCUCACCUCCUCGUUCACCCUCACCCUGAACGCCACGCUCCCGGUCAACGUUUACUUUCGCAAGUUGGCCCCGCCAGCUUUUGACAGCUCGUACAACCCACAUGCUCUCGCCGCGCCUCUCGCCCUCGGCGUCACAGACACCUUUUUCACAACCGACAACGUCGAACGUGGUACCUACUACGUCGCUGUCGUCCCUGUCUCCCAACCGGCGCUUACCUCUUGGUCCGUCGACGUUCGCGCCACCCGCGAGUGGCACUGCCACCAGAACUGCAAGGACCACGGGUACUGCUACAUCGACGGCAGCGGCGGCGAGUGCGCGUGCUGGGAAGAGCGUUCGACAGACGGUUCGGUGACCAUUGGCGCCUACAGUGGCGACUACUGCGAGCAACCUCGUUGCGACCACGGCUCGUGCUCAGAGUGCAUUGCAGACCCGGCCUGCUCGUGGUGCCUCUCCACCGGCGUCUGCUUGUCGGGCGCCGGCAUGUCGCUCACCGGCAACGCCGUCCACGCUCUCAAUUGCCCGGCCACGCCGCACUUUCCCGGCACGGCCAAGUCGCGGCUUGUCUACGCGCCGGCAACGCUAUGGGGCAACGAGGUGAACGAGUAUGGCUCGUGCCCAGAGCUCGCACCAUUCGGCACCUACACCCAGCCCAACGGGACCGCACACCUGCUGUCCCCCACGCCGCUCGGCAGCUACUUUGCCGCUUCCGUGUCAACUGCUCAGUGUGGCUCGCGUGUCUACCACUACGCACCGCCGUCGCAGAAAGCUGCAUCCAUCAUUGUCGCUGAUGGCAUCUCCCCCGCCACCGUCAUCUGCGAGUUCUGGUCGUUCGACACCACCACCCAAGAGUGGGAGGACCUCACCGCCUAUAUGGGCGACGGCGUCGCCACCGGCCCAGGCUGCCGUGCUGCCGCUAGCCUCGUCUGUUUUGCCGACGACAACGAGCUUGUCCUCUUUGGAGGCGCGCUUCCCGCGGAUGGCUCCAUUCCUGGCGAGCGCAUCCGUCACAGCUCGGACGUAUGGACCUUUGACCUCGCCUCAGCCACUUGGUCGCUCACCUUUCCCAACUGCUACGACCCACACAACACACUGGCGGCGUGGUCGACGACGCCUCAUCCGUCGCCGGUUGUCCCAGCCGCAUGUUCAACUCCCGGCCUGGAGCUACCUGGCACUGCACACGCGGCUAUCCCGGGCGCUUGGCUUGCUGCCGUUGACGCCGUCCUUGCUUCCGACUCGGUCUUUGCCGCAAGAGGCAUCCUCGUCUCGUCGACGUUCUCGCACUCGCUCCUCAUCGACGGUGUCGCCUCGGUCUCUGCCUUUGACAAGGGCUCGUACUUUUUCAACCUCUCGGCCUCUCCGCCGUCCUGGUCCCGCCUGCAGUCCGCCGACGGCAGCUUCUGCGAUGUUGGAUACUCCGCUGCAUGGGCUUACUCGGCCCCGACCGCUCGCCAGGUCUUUGCCGCAGGCAUCAUCGUCUCGGCAGCGGGCUCCGAGGAAGGCAUAUAUGGGUCCACCCGCUCCGCACCUUGCCAGCACUCCUUCUUUCGCGCUGAUGACGGUAGCCUCCAGUUCCGGGCCGAGCGCUACGAUGCUUGGCCGUCUCCGCAGCGUUUCAUAUGGUCUGCCAUGCUCGCCCUCGACGACGGAUCUCUGCUCUUUGUCCCGGGCACCCCACUCGGCACCUCCUUUCCGGAGCCGUUUGCUCCGGGCUCGGGCCGCCCCUCACCGACGCCUGCCCCUAGCUCAUUCUCUGCGACUGCGCACGGCAACGACUUGAUUCUCCUGCCAGGCUCACGCGGCCAGGUCGUCCUUCCGGCACGGCCGGUCAAUCUGCAAGCUCGCAUCUCCCCGAUCCUUGUCCACGCACCUGGCGGCAGUGUGUACGAACUCGGCGGCACGAUCCACGCGCCCAGCGAGGGUGAGUAUGUUCUCGACAGCGCCACCUUUGACCAGCUCGUGUACGACCGCUCCAAUCGCUGGUCGGUCGUCUCGCCCGACCUGUCGCCUGGGAAUCCCGGCCCGCGCUCCCACGCCAUCCUUGCCCACCUGCCGUCCUCGAACGAGCUGCUGGUUGUCGGCGGCUUGCCGACCCACGCCCGCAUUCUCGACGAACACACCUUUGUCGGUGUCCCGAGUGCGACCAUGGCUCCGCUCGCUAUUCCGCGCUUGUUCGACCUCAACACACGCUUCUGGCGGUCGCUGCCAGCCUCGCCGCUGCCGGCCUCGCUGCCGUCGCUGCCGGUCGCCGCGGCAUCGUGCGUGACCAAGACCCAUCUGUACGUCUACGGCGGCCUAGCCGUGACCGAGACCUCUGAGCACGUUUCUGACACCCUGCUCCGGCUUGAUCUCGCCACGGGCACCUGGUCUGACCUCACCACCUCGGGCACCCGCCCACCACCGCUCACACUCGCCACCGCCGUCUGCACCGACAACGGCAAACUUUUCCUCGUCGGUGGCGUCGAGUCGCGCCUCGCAAUCCAUGGCACCAACAGCGACAUUAACUCGCUGCCGAAGCAGUUCUUUGUCUUGGACAUUGCCUCGCGAGUCUGGUCGAGCCCGGCGGGCCCGGCCCACCUCUUCCCGAUCCAGCCCGCCGCCCGGCUGUGGACCGCCAUCGAGGCCUCCCGCAUCGGCCUUAGCAACGGUGCGCCUCGCCUCGCCCUCGCCACCGCCACCACCUCGCCGUAUGAUGGUACCAUGCUCAUCCUCACAUACGACAUUUUCCGUGAGGUGUGGGAUACCCGCGAGCUUGUCACGGGGCUGCCGCCGUGCCAGCUGUGUGUCCUCUCGCCGGUCUUUGCCAGCAUCCGCUCGGCGGUGACCCAGAUUCGGUUGACGGGAGGUGGGUUCUCGGUCACAAAUCUCGCCGGCGGUGCUACCGGCAGCGCCAAGGGUGCCAGGUUUGUCUGGCUCGCCCCCGACGUGUCCGGGAGCGGACCGCAAGGGGCGCUCUACCGCUACGGCGGCAUGCGCGACCCCUCUCCGGGCACGUCGAGUAGGGCAGCGACUCCCGGCUACGCCACCGGCGAGCUGGUCAAGUACGAGCCGCAUGCAACAGCUGUACUCGCCGCCAACGUGGCCACCACAGGCGUCUUUAACGUGGCCAAUUCUCUCGAGUUCCGCGCCAGCUUGCCGGGAUGGGAGCUUCACGAUGUGAUGUGUGGCUUUGACGGUGUCUACGGUCCGCCCGCGAGCAAGAUCGGCAGCGAGACGCUCACUUGCACCCUGCCAACCGGCCCGGCCUCGUCGACCGUCUCGGUCUCGUUGGCGGUCGGCGCCGCGCGGCAGUCUGUCCUCACCGACGUCAGCUACACCUUCACCGACUGUCUGCCUGGCAGCUACAAGCUCCUUGGCAUGUGUGCCACUUGUGAACUCGGCCACUUCUCGGACACGUUUGGCGCUCUCGAGUGCGUGCCGUGCAUCUCGGACACGUACACCUCGGCGCCCGGUGCCACCUCGUGCGAGACCUGUCCGCCGGGCCAGGUCCUUGACUCGGCAAACUUUGAUCGCAAGUGCGUUCUCUGUCCGCGCGGCAAGUUCCGCGCCGACAACGGAACGGUCAACGCCAAGAUUUGCACCGAGUGCGCGGUGGACGAGUACGCGGACACCGAGGGCUCAACAGCAUGCACCAAAUGUCCUGCCGGCUCAAUCGUCGGUACUCCUGGCGGAAAUUCGCUCGCCAAGUGCACGUGUGACAACGGAUACUGGGGCAACGCCACCGCCGCGCCCUGCACUGCGUGUCCUCCGGUUGGCGCUGUCUGCAAGUUUCUGGAGAACGAGCUCCCGGUCCCAACGGCCGGCUACUGGCGCGACCCACAGGAUCCGACAAGAUACUACCCGCUGUCCGGCCGGUGCGAGCCGUGCCCGGACAACGCGAUCAUCCCGGUCAUUGUUGCCUUUCUUCUCCUCUUCGUCGUCAUUGUUGUCAUGUACAAGUUUGCCGGCCGCUCCAAGUCGGGUUCGCGGUCGGGCUCGUCGGGCGCUGCCUCGAUCGCUCUCAAUUUCAUCCAGACCACCGCGCUCUUUGCGGCGUACAAGAUGAACUGGCCCGACGAAAUGCUCACCAUCCUCAAAUGGUUCUCCAUCAUGAACCUCAACAUGGACAUGGCCUCGCCCGAGUGCGCGCUUCCGAUCUCGUACAAGAUCAAGUGGUUCUCCACCAUGCUCAUUCCGAUAGCCAUUGCCCUGGUCUUUGGUUCGUACGUCGUCGUCCGCACCGCUCUGUCGUGGAUCGUGGCCCAGGCAGUCGACCCCGCCCGCCUCACGGCAGCCGAGUCCGAGUCCGAGUCCGAAACCGAAGAGCAGGAGGACGACGGCGGGUCGGGGUCAACUGACGGCAUCCAGGUUGCGCUCGUCGCCGAGCUUGGUGCAGACGAAGAGUCGGCCCGGCGGCCGGUCUGCGCGAGCUGCCUCGGCUGGCUGUACGUGUCCAAGGCGCAGCGCGGAGCGAUGUACAAUCAGGCCAUCCAUGCCUACGUCAUGUUUGUCCUCGUUGCCUACGUCUUUGUUGCCCACAAGGCGCUAGAAGUCUUUGCCUGCACCAAACAGACCGACGGCACGUACUUUCUCAACGCGCACCCGUCGAUGAAAUGCUACGUCGGCGAGUGGUGGGACUUGCUGCCGUGGACUAUUCUGGCGGCGCUCUUGUACUGCGCAGGCAUUCCGCUCGUCUUUGCGGCCGUCCUCGUCAAGAGCUUCAAGCCCGCGUUCUCGUCGGCCAACGAGCGGCUUUACGAGCUUCAUGUGGCGCGGUUCGGCAUUCUCACCUCGCGUUACUUGCUGCGGGCUUACAUGUGGGAGCUGGUCGUCAUGGGCCGCAAAAUGGCGAUUGUGGCUGGCACGCUCUUCUUCCAGGAGAUGACUGUCCUGCAGAACCUUGUUGCACUCUUUGUUAUGUUUGCUGCCGUCCUGGCGCAGUCGUUUGCGCGGCCGUACCGGAGCCCUGACGACAACAAGCUCGAGUUUAUUCUCCUUUGCACCAGCUACUUUGUGCUCUUUCUGGGCAUCAUGUUCGCGUCGGAUCUUGAGUCCACGUCAUCAACCGUCCUCACCGUGGUCGGCGUCGCCGUCCUCGUUCUUUCGGUCCUCGCCAUUGUGCUGUACCUCUUGCUCCUCGCCCGCCGCUUUUACUACAUGCGCCGCUACGCCAAGGCUGCUGCCAAGCAUCCGCGGCUGGUCAAGCGCGCCGAGUUUGUUCUCACCGAGCCAGCCUACUUUGAGCUCAUGGACUUUGUCGACAACGUGGACGAGCCCGAGCGCGAAGCCAUCACCACUGUUCUCGAAGACCUCCACGAGCGGACUGUCGACCACCGCCGCGAAGAGGAGGUGCCAAUCUUUGUCCAAGAGGUCCAGACCACCUUUGCUAUUUACCGGCAGACCGCCACGCCGCACGAGCUCCAGGUCCUCGAUCGGAUGAUCGCCCGCAUCACCCGCGCCGCCAAGCUCAACCGCGAGCAGUCGCUCAAGUCGCGGGUCCUCCACCGCGCCACCACCCGUCGGCUCGAUCUCCCGCCGCCGACCUCGAGCGACGUCGAGGCCGCAGGUGUCGAGCUCGCCACCGUCGCCAAGUUCGAGGCCAGCUCGUCAAGCCUCGGUUCGGCGUCGGUGGUCUCAGCCGAGUCCGCAGACGCGCAAGCCAACGCGCCGCCAGGUCCGCGCCUCGCCUCGCCGCCGCUCUUGCCGGAUCUUGGCGUCCAGCCGCCGACGCCGGAGCAGGCCACCCGCGCCAGAGGUCCGCCGACCUCGCAGUCUGCAAAGACGCUGCAAGAGUCAACCAGCUCUCGGCGUAGGCUCAAGUCGUCGGGCGAGUCGAGCUUGGCCGCCAUCGUCAACAUCUCCAACACCGACGACGUUGCCUACAAGCACCAGAAUCGGACCAGACUCAACUUGUCGCAGCAGAGCCUCGGCUCGGUCGCCUCGGUCGGGUCGGACAUCUCGCUCGGCUCGGUCGGCGAUGGAAGCUCGAACAAGUCAGACCACCAGAACCAGCGCUCCAGCAACGGCUCAGUUGCGAGAGCCGGCUCGUUUACCAGCAAGUCCGGACCCCGUCGGAAGCGAAGCUCUCCACGGAUGGGCGACGCCGCCCCGCAUCCCCCACAGUAG